Molecule: messenger RNA, 5504 nt
Organism: Dreissena polymorpha
Lineage: Eukaryota; Metazoa; Mollusca; Bivalvia; Myida; Dreissenidae
Product: CCR4-NOT transcription complex subunit 7-like
Exons: 8
Coding region: 178-1107 (309 amino acids)
Cellular component (GO): P-body; CCR4-NOT core complex; CCR4-NOT complex
Molecular function (GO): poly(A)-specific ribonuclease activity; nucleic acid binding
Source: RefSeq, a predicted model, not a curated record
GUUUUCACAAUGCUCUGACGUCACUUCCUCUUAAAUCCAGAUGGCACAUUCAUUUUGAGAGCUGUCCAAUAUGAAAUGGUCUGCUUGCGUAUUGCAAUGAAAGUUGCCGCAAUUUAUCUAAAUAAAAAAGUCAAUUAGCAUCAUAGCCAUCGCAAAGCCUUGUGUCAACCAUUAAAGAUGCCGUCUGUUUCUCAAGCUGAGUAUGGAAUCAAGGAUGUUUGGAGCUCAAACUUGGAGGUGGAGUUCAAAAAGAUCAGACAGGUUAUUCAGCACUACAAAUAUGUUGCCAUGGACACCGAGUUUCCAGGAGUGGUAGCCAAACCAAUUGGUGAGUUUCGGAGUACAGCAGACUACCAAUACCAGUUCCUGCGCUGCAAUGUGGACUUAUUGAAGAUCAUUCAGAUAGGCUUCACAUUCAUGGAUGAGAACGGAAACACUCCUUCACCCAUCUCCACGUGGCAGUUCAAUUUCAAGUUUGACUUAGGGGCAGAUAUGUACGCACAAGAAUCCAUAGACCUGCUAACAAAAUCUGGCAUUCAGUUUGACAAGCAUGUAGAGCAGGGCAUUGAUAUCUUCACAUUUGCAGAGAUGCUAAUGACAUCUGGUAUCGUGCUGUCAGACCAAGUGUACUGGCUAUCUUUUCACAGUGGCUACGACUUUGGCUACCUGCUGAAGGUCUUGACUGACUGUCCGCUGCCAGAGGAAGAGGAAGAGUUCUUCACCAUGAUCAAGCUCUACUUCUACAAUAUCUAUGAUGUGAAAUACCUCAUGAAGAGCUGCAAGAACCUCAAGGGGGGUCUGCAGGAGGUUGCAGAGCAGUUGGAGAUUGAAAGAAUAGGACCUCAGCACCAGGCUGGAAGUGACAGUCUGUUGACUGGGGCAGCAUUCUUCAAGAUGAGAGAGAUGUUCUUUGAAGAUAACAUUGAUGAUGCAAAAUACAGCGGCCAUCUGUAUGGACUGGGAACAUCAUAUGUGCAAAAUGGAACUGGCUAUGAAACCAAUAAUUUCUACAUAACAAACUCCCAUUCCUCCUCCACCCCUACAUUCUCCACUGGAAACAAUAAUUCAAAUGACUCUAGUACCCCAGUGCAGGUGUCAUCUUCAUGAUUAUAUUCUUCAUUUGUGUUUUGUUAGAAAAAAAUCAUUUGUGCUAGGGAUCUAUGCCUUUUGUAACAUUUUUAUACAUGUAUGUCAACAAUGGCCGGAUCUGAAGGAUGUCUCUUGUCUCAGAUAUGUUAGUUAAUGUAGAGAAAAUUCUAGCUUAAUCAAGCUCAUUAAGGAACAAGAGAAGAUAAAUAAAUAUGCAUAAGUGUUCAGCAUGAAAUGACAGCCAUUGCUGCUAGGAUGGUACAAGCACUGAAGCCCUGAGGUAACUUGCCAGCAUUGAUUUAUGGUAAUGGUUAAAAUGGGGUAAAAUGUUAGAAUAAUUGAGUGGGUGAUGAAAGGUGUGGAGAUGUGGGGUAAGAAGGUAACUAUAUUUGGACAUGCCUCGAUGACUGUAAGCUGCUCAAAGAAGAGAGGUGGAUGUGCUAUAAGAAAUAAGAGAUUUAUCUGUGAUAAAAUUGUCUUUGAAUAUGUUGAAGUUGUUUUAAAUUGACAUGGAAUUUGAAUGAUGUUUGAUACGAGUCAAGCUUGUGCUGACAUGAUAUCAUUUCUUGCAGGGAAAUAUAUAUUUUUAGAGACUUUGUGUCAGGGAUAUUUUUUCACUUCGAUGUUUUGUGCCAUACUUUUUCAUUGAUAAGUGUAUUUUAUCUCUGUGUAAACUAAUUUAUUUUGUAUUCAUAUAAUAUAAAAUAUCAUGAACUUUGCAGGUAAACAUUCAUUUUAAUGCCCAUUCAAAAGUUAAAAAUGAACUAUUAUAUUAUAUGGAUUAUUUUCUUUUUUUAUUUUUGUAUUUAAGAUUUAAGAAAGCAAUAUUAAUACAAAAGGUUUACUGCUGUGCUUAAUCAUUUUAAGCACUGUAAUGUAAAAGAUUUUUAUGUUGUAUUACAAUCAAAUGCCGCCCAUUGAUUGAAAGAAUGCCUUUCAAAAUCACUUGCGUUUGCUGAAUACAGUUUAGUAUUUAUUUUUUUUUAAUUUCAAGUGCUUUAAGUAUGUGUUGCCCUGUUUGAAAUGUAAAUCUUGUGAUAUGUUUUCUAAGCGUGCUUGUGAUAAACAGUGUCGUUUAAGCAACAAUAUUUCCAUUUUGUUACCAAUACUUUGAUUAUACAAUAGCAAUGACAUUAGUUUCAGACAUUGGGUCAUUUUAAGAAAGAAAUUUUGUUGCUACAACAUCACAUGUUUGAUUUUAACAUGUCUUAUUUUGAAAUUUUAAAACAUCUUCACCAUUUUCAUUGCUGUUGUAAGCAUUUUUAAGACAAAAUGGUGAAGAUAUUUUUUUGCAACACAUAUUAUUGAUUUUAUUUUAAAUAAGUUAAUACUUUUGCAUGACAAUUAAAGUUUUUUAAAAUAGCGUAGACAAAAAGACUGGAAUGUGCUUAAGAUAUUUGACAUAAAGCAUGAUUUAAUUGUGGUCUGAUAUCUUGAUGCGUAAAGUUUCCUACCUAUCCGCAAGGCAGUUAUAUUUGUAAUUUAAGAAGAUUGAAAUGUUUAGAGGUAUUGUGCAGAGAUCUUUUAAUCAUACUUAUGUGAAUGCAAUAUCAGCUUGGUUAUUAUUUUUAUAUAUUUUAAUUGUAAAUAGAAAUUGAUAUUUGAAUCUUCAUUGUGAUUUUGUCUGUGAAAUGCUUACAAUGUUUUAUCACAGUUUCAAAGGGAACUGAUGUUUUAAACAUUUUUUGUGAAAACCAUUCUUUUAUUGAACUCCUAUUUAUUUUAUCAUUUACCUUUGCACACUCAAGGUUUUGUCAAUAAUUUGUAAUCAUAUCACACAGGGGGUAAUCAUGCGACGAUCAAGAUUUCAACAUCUGUGCAGAAUCAGGUAUUUAUUCCAGUUUUAUACCCUAUGUUCCUUUUGUUUCAUGUUAAAAUGCCGCUCACUUUCCAUCCAUAUCAGUAAGAAAGUGAUAAGUGUUAAUUUUGUAUUUAUAUUUGCUUUAUAUCUCGACUUUGCUGGCUAGGAAUUUUUCUAAGCAGGAACUGUAAUGUUGUGAUCCCACUAAGAAAUUUAGUGGCGAGUGAGUCAAGAUAUAGAGAGAAUAUUUAUAUGAAAUAAACGCUUAUCACUUUCUUGCUGAUAUGGAUGAAAAGUAAGUGGCAUUUAAACAAUUAAACAAGUAAUUAAGGAUAUGAAAAGGCCAAAAAUACAGGGCCAUUACCAUCUUGAUUGUCCCGUGAUUACCCUCUCUGAUAUAAGUCACCUUAGAACAUUUCAUUUAAAGCUUCUCAUUAAGUUGUCCCAUUUGUCUAAUGGGAUUUGCUUUUAACAAGUGCAUCUUUUUCUUACUGCCAAUAAAUCUUGGCCAAAUGUUUAACCAGUUAUCUAAGGCUCUAUAUGAGUUUAAAUGUUAAUAUUCUCUUUUUAUUCUUCAUAAUAAUAAAUGGUUAUUAUUAUGAAAGUACAUGUAUGUAUAUUAAAAAUGUGUGCAAGUUUCGUACUUUAAACACAACUUUUGUCACUUGAAAAUAAAAACACAAAAUAAAAUUAAUGAUUAUACAGUGCUCAAUUCCUAUUUGUCUACACACAAACGAAGUUUGUAUUCAAGAUUUUUAUUAAACAUAUUUAAAAAAACAUAAAAAAAAAACAGAAAUAGUCCUUAUGUGCAAUAUUUUGAUUUUUAAGAUUUUUUUUCAAUGUGUGCUGAUGGCAAACUUUGCACUUGUGCAUAUUUUUCUAUCUUUUAAUAUCUUUUUAUUUUCCUUUCCUGUAUGAUUGUGAUAUCAAAUACUUGUGCGUGUUUUUCGUAGUUUAUUUUCUGCAUUAAGCUGAUAGUGAAAAUAGUGUAAUGUUUUACUUAAUAACAGUUGAAUGUGCCAAGUCAUUUGAGUGUUUAUUUUUCUUUUGAAAUGUUUCUAGAUAUGGUAUAACAUUGGACCUUAAGUAAUAUACCACCAUGUUCAAAAAUAGUGUGUAUAAUGUGUGUUGUAUUCUCAACAAAUAAAGGGAGCAUAAUGUUGCUGCCCUUUCUGUCAGUCAGAAUUCUAUUAUUCAUAGUACUUAGUUUACAAGACUAUGAAAUGAAUUUUGUGAUAAUUUUUGUUUUCUACUUUAUGUCCUUACUUCAUUCCUGCCGUCUCUUGGCCCAUAGUUUGACAACAUUCUCGUCAAAAUGUUUUAGGGAGUUAUUGCCUUUUGAAUGAUGAUUCAUGUCCUUAAAAGAUCUCAGAAACUGUUGGUUGCAUCUGAUGAAACUUUUUUUGCAGUGUUAGAUUGGCCUACUAAUGUUCAAGUCCAAAGAUAUGUCCGGAAGUUGAAAAGGUAUAAUAUUUCUUUUAAAAUAAGGUAAUUUUUGUUUUUAUUAAACUUAUUAGUCGACUGUAUGUCAUUUUUGGCAGCUUCUUAACCAAGUAGGUCAUGAGCAUAUUGUUAGGUUUGUCUGGUUUGAGGAUCUUUUGUAGAAUAAUUGACUUACUAUCUUGUUUUCAUGUCCAUAAUGCACCCGUAUACUGCCAAAGCGCAUUAUCAAGGAUUGGUCAGUUUCAUGAAUUUACUUAUAUUAUUUAAACAAUUUGUAUGCCCCCAGUAGGGUGGCAUAUAGCAGUAUAUUAUAUUAUUUAAAACGAUUAUUAUGCCCCCAGUAGGGUGGCAUAUAGCAGUUAAACUGUCCGUUAGUCGGUCUGUCUGUCCAUCUGUCUGAAAACUUUUACAUUGUUAAUAACUUUUGCAACAUUAAAGAUAGCAUCUUGAUAUUUUGCAUGCAUGUGUAUCUCGUGGGGCCGCACAUUUUUAGUGGUGAAAGGUCAAGGUCAUCCUUCAAGGUCUAAGGUAAAAAAAAAAAUUCCAAAGGAAUUAAGUUCAAGUAACACGCUUUAAAGAGAGAUAAUUUCUAUUUAUCAGGCAGGUACAGAUCAUUUUCACAAGGGAAGUAAUAUUUUUUAAAGGGAUAUAAUCGACAACAAAAAAAAUAAAUCAAAGCGGCGCAGUAGGAGGCAUUGUGUUUCCGACAAACACAUCUCUUGUUAGAUACUAUAUGACAAACAGUUUUAUAACUAAGCAUAUUUGAAACUUGUAUUUAAGAGUUUGACUAAAAGUAUUGCUUGUGGUUAUGAAAACAAUAGGUAAUAUCGUGUUUCAUUUGUGAGUUAAUUACUUGUUUUAAAUAAUUAUAUUCAUUUUCCCCCCCAUUUUCAGAACAUACAUAUAAUUGGAAGAACACGUCUCUUUAAUUUCACUUCAACAUGCUUCAAAAGAUUUUUUGUUCUCUUGACUUUGUUAAGUUUCUUAAUGUACUCUCUAAUUAUUUUAAUUUUCUCCCAUACAAUCUGUAGUGUAUUAUAAGUAUAACUGUGUAUAUGUGAGGCAUGAAACCGAUGGAAACGGCCAUCUUUUAAUGCUAACCUUGAAUGACUAGUAAUGCGUAGUAGUGUUUUAUGUCUGUAAAUAAAAAUUAACACAAUUCACAAAACAA